This is a messenger RNA of Pocillopora meandrina, 7161 nucleotides long. NCBI's taxonomy places the organism in Eukaryota, Metazoa, Cnidaria, Anthozoa, Scleractinia, Pocilloporidae. The record is from the annotation of a GenBank genome assembly.
AUGACAGCCCUCAGGAAGAAGCUGGUUAUUGUGGGUGAUGGUGCUUGUGGAAAAACUUGCCUCCUCAUUGUAUUUUCCAAAGAUCAGUUCCCAGAAGUGUAUGUGCCAACAGUUUUUGAAAAUUAUGUGGCUGACAUUGAAGUUGACGGCAAGACAGUAGAGUUAGCAUUAUGGGAUACAGCAGGACAAGAAGACUACGAUAGGCUACGACCUCUGUCUUAUCCCGACACUGAUGUUAUCCUGAUGUGCUUCUCCAUUGAUAGUCCUGACAGUUUAGAGAAUAUCCCUGAAAAAUGGACUCCUGAAGUAAGGCACUUCUGCCCUAAUGUACCAAUCGUUUUGGUUGGUAACAAGAAAGAUCUGAGAAAUGAUGAUACUACAAAGAGAGAAUUAAACAAGAUGAAACAAGAGCCGGUAAAAACUGAAGAAGGAGAGUCAGUUUGUGUCAAAAUAGGUGGCUAUGCAUACCUAGAGUGCUCUGCUAAAACAAAAGAGGGCGUUCGAGAUGUGUUCAAAACAGCCACCCACGCUGCAUUGGAGAAAAAGGGAGGCAAGAAAAAGGGGAAAUGCAGUAUAUUAUAAAGUUUGGAUCAUGUUAUUCAGAGCUUUGCUGUUUUUUUUUACCAUCCUUUUGUUGAUCAAGACAAAAAUCAGAAUGAUAAAGAACUUUCUUCAUCUGCCUCAAUUUUUUGUUUAGUUGAACCGUAAUGUUAGAUUAGUUUUUUUAUCAAGUGCAUAAUUUGGUUUUGCCUUUCUGCACACAUAUUCAAAAGAUUGACAAAGGGAGCUUGUGCUAGCUAACCAACCUAUCAAAUGCAGUACUGAAAUCUGUCACAGCUUCUUCCAAACUUUACCUCACACUUCCAGCUCCCAUCAAGUUCUCAUGAGACAUGCUUUCAUUUUUAUUGUAUUAAAAAAGUUUCUUUGUCGUGUGUGAACUCUGAACCCUUCGGCUCCUAGUGUGACUCGCAUGAAACUUUUCCUUGUAAUUCCGAUAUAUUAUCUUCUUAACAAGUUACAAGAAUGCAUAAGCUUAUCAGCUAUAGGGUGUUAUCUUGAUGAAACACAAGUCUCUCUUGUCUUAUCUACUAGGAAAUAUGUGGCUAUCAGUUGGGAGAAAGACUAGUUGGAUCUGGGAGUUAAAGGGUGUAACUAGCUGUCCUCCAUUUUCCUCUUAUUUGUUUCUACUUUAGAUUAUAGAAUAAGUGAUUAAAUGUCUUCUUUCUCAUGAGGUAAAAGUUGAUUUGUGGAGGAUAAAAUGCAAAGCCCUGGUGGUGAUGUAAAAUGUAGUUAAUUGAAAAAUGUACAAAGAACUUUUUCUUCGCUGGCUAGUUUAUUGUUUGACUUUGUGUGUGUCUUUCAGAGUACAUGUCAAGUUAGAAUUAUACAUACUUGUCACCAGUAACUUAAUACAUAUUUGUGAUUUUGUUCCUUUAGUUUGAUGUUCUAAGAUCCUUAAAAUUGUUUUGUCAUGAAUAGUGUAUCGUAAUGAGAGCCUUCGUCUGAUAAUUUCUGAUGAAGGAUGCUUUCAUUUUCAAUAAGGAAACUUUGACCCUUUAAUCCCUUAAAGUGAAAAGCAUUCAAUUUCUCCCUUCACUUUCACCCCUGAUGUAGCUUUAGGGUCAUAAGAAUAGAGGAUGUAAUCACCAACUAAAGAAGCUGAUGAUCAUUAAAUUCUCCUUGUCAACACCUUAGGAAAUGAUUGGAGAAUAGAAGGGAGAAUAUACAUACUGAUGUUAGGGUUUAAAGGGUUAAAGUGACCCAUUAAAUAAAAGUAUUUUGUGAAUUUUCAAAGCUUCUCCAAACUUGAGGCCAAAAUCAAAAGAACUUUUAAAUGAAUGGGAUGACUAAGAGAAACACUAUCUGUAAUUGAGAAGUUGAAAUAUUUGCAUUGUUGUUGAUUAAGGUUGUAAUUUAUGAAUGUAGAUGUUCUCUAAUAUUUGGCAAGUAAAAUAAAAAAAACUUAUUUUGGGACUUAAGUUGUCCUUAAAUUUUUCUAUUAAUCAGGGGAUUUGAAAUAUAAGUAAUCCAAAUCUUAUUUAACAACUUCCAGUGUCCAUCUGGCAUUUACUGUGAUGAUUUGAUUUGGCGCACAGGGUGCAUAUUUACUUAUGGUACUUCAAGGGACUGUGCUAAGUAGGGACAGGGUGUUGGUUUCUUUUAGGGGAAACAUUAGAAAGUGCAAAAUAAAACUUUGAUGAUGAUUUAGGAAGGGGUUGUAAUGAACAAGUAAUGAAAGAUAAACCAUAGUUGAUUUCAAUCUGUGUUAUCUAACAUACAUGUAGGGUUACUGUGACCCCAGCUGUGAUACAGGUGCCCAUUAGGAUAGGGGUGCAAAACGAAAAUAAAAUUGGGGGGAGUGCUUCCUCGAAAGAAGGCAUUUAAUGGAACAAGGGCCUUAAAUAAAAUCAUUGCAGUACAAUCAGCACCAUGAAUUCUACCCCACAGAAGUACUGCUGAGGUUAUUGCACAAGAAAUUAAAUGAUUUUCUGUUUACUUAGCAGUACAUUAGCAUUGAACAAAACCCGAUUGAAAUUUGCAAAAAGCAGAGAAAGAAGCAGUGGAAAUCAGAGGCUGUGACUGAUUUUAACCACUCACUAAAAUUUCUGUUUUAGUCACUUUUUGCUUGGAAAAUUAUUUGUAAUGUUGAGAAAUGAAAAUCAUAUCUUCCUUCUUUAUGAUAAGUUUUGUCAGGGGUUUAAGAAAUUCAGUUUGGAAAGCAGCAUGUAUGCUGCACUGCCCUAAAUUUAUAUGGACUAUGUGAAUCUGUAAUGUUAAGCCAAAUUCUUGACUAUGGUUGUCCUCAUUUUGGCUCUCAGUGAAGCUCGGUAAUCAGUGGUAACUUGUCACUCUUAAUUCAUUGGUCAAUGUUUCUUAGGGGUGGGAGGUAUCAAAUUUGCCAACUAGUACUUUUUUACAGAUACUGUCUAUGCCUUUCUCCAAUUUUCUCAGAUAUUUUUGUUGCAACAUUUUUUGUUAUGCAGUGUGACUCAACCCCUGAAUUUUUUUAAUUUGAAAGAGGAACAGUGAUUUACAGAAUACAACUUUUUUUCUUUACAGUUUGAGGAGUAGUCAUGACAGCCAUUAGGAAGAAGUUGGUUAUUGUGGGUGAUGGUGCUUGUGGAAAAACUUGCCUCCUCAUUGUAUUUUCCAAAGAUCAGUUCCCAGAAGUGUAUGUGCCAACAGUUUUUGAAAAUUAUGUCGCCGACAUUGAAGUUGAGGGCAAGACAGUAGAAUUAGCAUUAUGGGAUACAGCAGGACAAGAAGACUACGAUAGGCUACGACCUCUGUCUUAUCCCGACACUGAUGUUAUCCUGAUGUGCUUCUCCAUUGAUAGUCCUGACAGUUUAGAGAAUAUCCCUGAAAAAUGGACUCCUGAAGUAAGGCACUUCUGCCCAAAUGUACCAAUCAUUUUGGUUGGUAACAAGAAAGAUCUGAGAAAUGAUGAUGCUACAAAGAGAGAAUUAGACAAGAUGAAACAAGAGCCAGUCAAAAGUGAAGAGGGGGCAGCAAUUUGUGAAAAAAUCAGUGGUUUUGCCUAUUUGGAAUGCUCUGCCAAGACUAAGGAAGGUGUUAGAGAUGUGUUUAAGAUGGCUACAAAAGCUGCACUGGAGACAAAGAAAAAGAGGAGAAAGAAGGGUCCGUGCAGUAUAUUGUAAAAUGAAAUCUCCUUGCCCAAACUUUGCUUCAAUACUAACUUGUUGAAACAUUUCCCAUCCUCUUUGGAUAGACAAUCUGAUGAGAGAAAAUUUCUUUCUGGAGCAGAAAGAAUGCUUCUGUAGUUAUUGUUAUUAACUUGAAUUAUUAUUAGUAUAAAAUUUGUUAAAAACCAUGCACAGUUGCUCAACACGUGUGGCAUAUUUCCAGUGGUGAGAUUAGGCAUCCUUGUAUUCAAUCCCUGUAAGGUGGCUCUGCUGCUGUAACUAAGGAUGCAUAGCCCUGUGGUGACAUGAAAUGUUUAUUAUUUGACAAGUGUAUAAAAGAAACUUGCCACUCUAGUUGAAGUGAAUGAAUCCUAGUGGCUAAUUGUGUUUUACCACAAUUGUGGCCUUUGUGUGACAUGAUUACAAGGCACACUGCUUUACUGUUCUGGUUGUACAGUAGGAUGGCCAAAAAUUUUUAAUCAAACUGAUCUUGAUGUAAAACAGCUAAGUUUGAUUGCCAUGCAGUCAUGUUAUACCAGGGUUCUGUUGAGUUCAUCAGAUAAAGACAACAUUAAUUUUAUCAUAUGUAUUAGUGGUUUUCUCUAAAUUUGCUAACUCUUUCACCUGUAGCAGGAUAAAAACUGUUAUGAGAACGAUUAGGAUAAAUUUUGUAGAAUAAUUUUUGUAUCUGUUUGAUGUUCUUCCUUUUAGGCUUGAAAGGUUUGAAAUUGUAUCUGCAAAUAGUACCAGCUUUAUGACAGUAAUCACAUAUUUUUUACUGAUAUUUCAAACCAUUUCACUGGACAUAAAAGUCAGGUCCACAAUUCUGAUAAAUGCUGAAAGAUUCCACUCAUGGUGAAAUAAUGAGCCAUUUCCAAAUCUCUUGCAGUUCAAGCUUUGAAAUCUGUGAGAGAUCAGGAUUAUUUUAAGAGUCCAAUUUGAUUUGUGUAUGUGAUAUGCAAUGUAUUAAGAUGUUGAUUUUAAGGCUAUAAUUCAUGAAUGGUGACAAGCUUUUCAGUUUGAGCAGUAAAAAUAAUAAAACUUGUUAUUUUGAUACUGUUUCAUAACUAUUUGUUGGGUGUUUAGUGAGGUCAUAAACCCUUUAUUUCCUAAGAUCGCAUUAUCAAACUUCUCUCUCUCUCACAGAUUUUUUUUUUUUUCAUAUAUAACCCUGUAACUCCCAGAUCAAAUUUGUAAAUCUCCUUAAUGUUAACCAUCAAAUUCUUAUAAUGUUAGUUCAAAGAAUUAGGUAUUGGAUCAACUAACUAUCCCCAAAUUGAAACUUUUCUUUGUUCUCAUCAAUUAUCUGGUUGAUAUCUUAUUGAUAUUGUGAGGAUAAAUUCUGUCUUGGUCACUCAUGAGAGUUAAAGGGUUAUGAAAUUCAAUUUUCAUCUGCUGAUGAUUUGAAAUCCAAUCAAGCAUUAACCUUAAAGUGAUAGGUUUUCUCUCAAAAUCAUCCUUCAUCUGGGAAACGUACUGUUACCUUAAUCUUGUCACUCCCAAGAUCUAAUGAGUAAUUCUCUCUACUAACUGUCUUACAAUUCUUGUGAUGUUUGUGUGGGAAAUUUCAUAUUGGAUCAACUCUUAAUCCCUUAAUUGAUAAUUUUCUUUUUUCUCAUCACUCAACUGGAUGAUAUUGUAAGGAGACAUUCUGUCAUGGUAACUCAUGGGAGUUACAGGGAGAAAUCUUAACCCUUUAACUCCCAAGAUUUCAUUAGUAAUUCUCCUAACUGUCUGCCAGACAGUUCUUGUGAUGUUUGUUAGGAGAAUUUGGUAUUGGAUCACCUUAUAAUCCCCUGAUAUUUUUCUUUACUCUCAUCACUUGUGUGCUUGAUAUUGUACAAAUGUUGUAAGGAGAAAUUCUGUCUUGGUCACUCAUGGGAGUGAAACGGUUAAGAGAGUACCCUUUGAACAGAGACAGUAUAAACACAGAGGCAAGUUUCGACCGCUCAGAUGAAGCAAAUGACCAUUUUUUUCCCCUUACAAAUUCCCUGGGAAGUGGGAACAUGUUAACUGUCAGGAAAAUCGGCCAGAAUGCUGUGAGGGGGGAGGGAGGUUAAGCUGUGAUGUUCUGUCACCCCACCCAGGAGGGAUAGACAUGCUUUUUUGCUGCUAUGGAAACCUGAGAUGAGCAAAAGCGAUAACUUACAUUCCUAGACGUAACCCAGAAACAUGUGAACAAUAAUGUUCAAUGAUAGUCGACAGACUAUCCCUGCUUUACUUUUCAUUGUGUAUGAUUGCGUUCCCCUGGCUUGGACCAGACUAGGAGAAACAGCUGGCAAAGAAGUGUGAUCGUCUAUAUUAUUUUUGUCGGCAGAUACUUAGUUUCAUUCUUGUUAGCUGUUCUGUUACCCGUCAAUCGCUGCGGUUUUCACUAAGAUACCUCUCCACCUACUCCAUUUGUUUUUCUCUCAUUCUUGCCAAAUCUCUUUCUAUCACGAUACUUUUGCGCCCGUCAUCCGUCGCCCUUCUGAAAAUAACUCUCCCUCCAAAGUGUACGCUAAAAAGAUACAGAAUGUAUCUAUUAUUAAAUAUGAAAGUUUUUGAAAUAAUGAAGCCUCGCCAUGGAAAUUCACACCACCCUCGUUCUGAGGUUUUUUUUUCGAGUCCUAAUUUGCACGUGUUUCUCAUCUCAUUAACGUUUUACGGUUUCACGUGGUAUGAGCUGUUUCGCUACUUGAAGGAAUAAUUCACUCGCCAGCUUAUCGAUUUUAACGUUUAUGCCGUUGCCUGGAAUAGUCGAGAAACUGCUGGUGUUUGCAAACUUGACAUGGACCAAGCUGCAAGUUGCAGCUCGCUGCAUAGUUUUAAAGUUUUUUUCUCAACAGAGCUACAGGUAAGAGUAAGAGAAAGUUCAACUUGUAAAUAAGGUGCUGUACGCUGAGCUAUGAAUCCUGCAUUAUGGGUCAAAUGCCUUAAAAUUUUUAUUUACAAGUAGGUUAAUGCCAUACAAAUUGCCAAUGAACAGUUUCGGGAACAAAUUUAUCUAUUAAUUAUGCGAAUCUGCUAAGGGAUUCAGAGAAAUUCUUCGCCUGACGGUAAAUUCUAACCCGAAUGAGAGCUCGCUCUGAAACGAAAAUCUGAAAGCCUUCUUUCGCCGACGAAGCGUCAAAGACUUAUAAAAUAAACGUGUUAAAAGGACAGAAAAUAUAACAGAAGUGCUUUUUUGAGUGAUGUAUUGCUGAUUAAACGGCAAAUGAAAGGAAUUGCUUUGACGUUUCCCCUCUCGAGAUUUCAUUAGUAAUUCUCCUUACAGUCUGUCAUACAAUUCUCUUGGUGUUACUUUGGAGAAUUUGGUAUCGGAUCAACUAACAAUCCCUUAAUUGGUAUUUUCCUACAUUCUCAACACUUGUCUGCUUGGUAUUGUAUCGAUAUUGUAAGGAGAAAUUCUGCCUUGGUCACACAUGGGAGUCAAAGGGUUAACUAUUCUGACGCGGUCUACGUUACCACAGUCGUUAAGACCUUAAUUUUUGUUUCUUUAGUUGAACUCGGUGCUGUGUAUGAAAUAUUCAAGUAA